AUGACAGCAAACAACACCAUCUCGAACGGUCCCCCCCGCAACCCAACGCCACCGAAAGAAGCGUGGGAGGCUUCCAAAGAAACCACAUUCAAACUCCCCGAUACCAAGACGAGCAUUUGGAUUACCAAUUCCAGCCAUGGAAACGGAAGCGACUAUCUCGUUGGUUCAGGGAGCACAACUUUGGCUCGAUGGUCGAUGGAUGGCCGACAAACAAGAGUAUCACCACCUAUGAUCAACGAGGACAGGGCACAAGACGGUCCAGUUCUUGAGCUUGAGAUCUUUAACUCGGAUGUUGACGAUCCUCGCUCUCCUUUUGCGUCUCAUGGCCAGAAUCGAGACCUGGCGUUGACUUGGGCGUCGGUCUACGCGCUGUGGCUACACCCUGACCACAGAGACGAUGACUUGAUUGCCAUUUCGGUGGACAGUCAAAAGAUAGGCGAAUACAUCAAAAGCACUGGCGUUGGAGUUCUAUCACCAUUUUCACCGUCGACAACUCCCCGAGAGACUAUCUACUGGCUUUCCCACGAUGCGUUCUGGCAGGGAGCUGGAGCGCCAGACUCACAGCACUGGCUUCAAUCGCGACCUGAAGUGACAAACUUCCCAGGCUUCAACGGCACAAUGGGUGUUUUUGCCAAUCAACUGGGCUUCACGCGCAAUGGCAACGUCUGCACCGUUCACCCCGUGCGACCACCCAAGCCCAAGCCAGGCAGCCUCAUCUACUCGCGCUACAUCGUCGAGCUGGGACAGCAGAUCACCAUCCGACACAUCGACGCGUCAAACCCCGUUCACUUCGAAGCGUACAAGCGAUGGCAAAACUCGGACCGAGUGAACAAAGCGUGGAAAGAGCGCGGACCGGACGAGCACCACCGAGCAUACCUCGCCAAGCAACUGGCGGACCCUCACAGCAUGUCAUGCGUGUUCGAGUGGGACGGGCAGCUGGCAGGCUACACCGAGCUUGGAUGGGUCAUGGAGGACAACGCGGCGUGCUUCUUCGGGUCAAACUGCAACAUCGUGGUGGGCGAGCACGACCAGAACUCGCACAUCAUAGUGGGCGAGGAGCGGUUCCGCGGCGGCAAAAGGUACCAGGCGGUGGCCACGUCCAUCAAGCACUGCUGCUUCCUGCGGGACCCUCGCACGAAGCAGGUCGUGGCCGAGCCCGAGUACGACCUCAACCACGUGCAGAUCCAGGACAGGUUUCUGCCGCAGGAGAGGAAGAAGCGGUUCCAUCUGCCGCACAAGACGGCCAUGCUGUUUGCCCUGCAGCGUGAGCGAUUUUUCCAGGAGGCACAUUUCGUAUAG
Molecule: messenger RNA, 1299 nt
Organism: Fusarium sp. VM40
Lineage: Eukaryota; Fungi; Ascomycota; Sordariomycetes; Hypocreales; Nectriaceae
Source: the annotation of a GenBank genome assembly